AUAACCAUGACACCAGAAUGUAAAAACGGUACAAACUUGCCAUCGAGAACCAUCCUUCACAUCGCCCCAUCCCAGACCACAAAGACACACCCGGUCUAUUAAACCAGCCGGCAACAGCAAAUCAAAGAAAAAGACAAGAAAAUGGCCAACGCCCCAAACUACGAAAAAGAAGUCCGAAUCGCCUCCCUAGCAGUUCAACGCGCCAGCAUUCUCACCAAAACCAUUCAAAACGAGAUUCACAGAGCCAACGCCCAACUGCCUGAUGGUUCGCCCGUGGCAAUCGUCCAAUUCGCCUCCCAGGUGAUCCUCAUGAACGCUAUCUUGCACCAUUUCCCCAGCGACAGGUUCGCGGGCGAGAAGUCUGCGUCCGCGCUCCGUGAUGAUCCCGUGCUUGCACGGCGGGUGUGGGAACUCGUGUCUAUGGCCAAACUGGGGCACAUUGAGGGCGAGGAUUUGGUUGUGGUGCCGGGGACUUUGGAGGAGAUGCUAGGUUCGAUUGAUGCUGAGGGCGAUAGGGAGAGGCCUGGGGCGCAGCGGACCUGGUUCCUGGGUCCGAUUGAUGGGACGAAGACGUUUAUGCGGGGUCAGCAAUAUGCGGUCUCUCUGACGCUAGUGGAAAGUGGAGAGCAGAAAGUGGGUGUGGUCGGGUAUCCGAAUUUGGCGUUUGAGAACAGGUGUGAUCGGGAGGAUGUCGUAGUUCGUGAUGGGUAUGGGAUUAUGUUAUCGGCCGUCAAGGGUCAGGGUGCGUACAAGCGAUGGAUGGCCCAGUCGAGCUUGCAGCCUCCGCAGAGAAAUUCUCUCGGUCCCUGGCGGAGGAUGGGGGAGACAAUCACAUUUGCUGAGAGUUCGAUCAGCCAUGUCGUCAAUAAGGAGAAGCACAGGUUUAUUAGAAGCAUGUUGUUAGCGAAUCCGGUGGUAGAUCUUCAUUCUAUGCAGGUCAGAUAUGCGGCCCUCGCAACCGGUGCAUGCAACGCGAUGAUCUGCCUCCCAAAGGACAAGAACACCCGGUUCCCUGCAUGGGAGCAUGCUGGUGGAAUGCUUAUCUUUGAGGAGUCAGGCGGCAUAGUGACCGACCUAUAUGGCCGGCCGUUCAACUACGCUCGUGGGACAAGGUUAACGGACAAUGAGGGCUUGGUAGCAGCGAAACCGGGGCUUCAUGUCGAUCUUCUGCGCUACUCGCGUCACAUAUAUGAGAAGGACUUAAGUAGCAUGACAUAGCAGUAGUGUAGGCAUAAUAAUGCACUAGAAAGACUGGAAUUUU
Messenger RNA from Aspergillus alliaceus, 1261 nucleotides. RefSeq lists its product as uncharacterized. The record is from RefSeq and is a predicted model, not a curated record. NCBI's taxonomy places the organism in Eukaryota, Fungi, Ascomycota, Eurotiomycetes, Eurotiales, Aspergillaceae. Gene Ontology annotation, biological process: sulfate assimilation. The coding region runs from base 142 to 1218 and encodes 358 amino acids. The transcript has a single exon. Gene Ontology annotation, molecular function: 3'(2'),5'-bisphosphate nucleotidase activity.